AUGACUUCGACGGCUACCAAUCCCUCAACUCUUUUACCACUUGAACUGGUCGACAAAUGUAUAGGCUCAAAAAUUUGGGUUAUCAUGAAGAGUAAGUUCCUUUCUUGUUAUGACUUCAACUUAAAAUUUUUAGACGAGAAGGAAAUUGUAGGAACGCUGACAGGAUUUGACGAUUAUGUAAACAUGGUAUUGGAAGACGUUGUUGAAUACGAAAAUACGCCAGAAGGACGGCGGAUCACAAAACUCGAUACUAUCCUGCUGAACGGAAACCAUAUCACGAUGUUGGUGCCCGGAGGGGAAGGCCCGGCGAUCUAA
Messenger RNA from Bursaphelenchus xylophilus (pine wood nematode), 315 nucleotides. The record is from the annotation of a GenBank genome assembly. NCBI's taxonomy places the organism in Eukaryota, Metazoa, Nematoda, Chromadorea, Rhabditida, Aphelenchoididae.